Vespa crabro (European hornet) is the source of this 1319-nucleotide messenger RNA. It is a transcript of the gene shams, whose product is annotated as glucoside xylosyltransferase 1. Lineage: Eukaryota; Metazoa; Arthropoda; Insecta; Hymenoptera; Vespidae. The transcript has 3 exons. The record is from RefSeq and is a predicted model, not a curated record. Gene Ontology annotation, biological process: protein O-linked glycosylation via N-acetylgalactosamine. Gene Ontology annotation, molecular function: UDP-xylosyltransferase activity. The coding region runs from base 127 to 1227 and encodes 366 amino acids.
CUAAUUUAUAUAUGAAUAAGCCAGCAAAAAAAAUAAACUCAUUGAAGUGAAGAUCAUGAAAGGUCAAUGUAGAAAAUAGGAAAGGAGAAAAUAGAAAUAUAAUUGAUUAAAGAAAAAAAAGUUGCAAUGAAGUCAAUUUACAAAUUAUUUUUUUUGUGCCUCACACUAACUGUUUUGGUAAUAUUACUGAAUCUAACUACAAAUUUUAGAAGUAAGAUAUAUGAUGAGCACAAGAAAGAAAAGUUGUCAUAUUCUUUAUUGAAGAAAAAAAUAAAUAUGCCUGUGACCAGAGAAGUAACUAUAUGUGUUGUAGUCUGUGGAGAUAGAUUAGAUGAAUCCUUGACUAUGCUUAAAUCAGCAUUAGUUUUUACAAAUACAUCACUGCAAUUUAUAAUAAUAACAGAAAAUAACUUGAUACCGGCAUUUAAUGAAAAGUUAUCAGAAUGGAAACUUAUUUCUAAUAAAACAUUUGACUUCGUAAUAAGAUCUAUAACAUUCCCUGAAGGAAAUGAUCCAGGAAUAUGGAAAAAAUUGUUUAAACCUUGUGCUGCUCAACGAUUAUUUUUACCAACUGUCUUAAACACUACAGACGCAGUUUUAUAUAUGGAUACAGAUACAUUAUUUUUAGCUCCACCAGAAAAAAUAUGGGAUGAAUUUAAAAAAAUGAAUUCCAACCAAUUAGCUGCUUUAAGUCCAGAACAUGAGGACCCCAAUACUGGCUGGUAUAAUCGAUUUGCUAAACAUCCAUAUUAUGGAAAAUUGGGAGUGAACUCUGGUGUUAUGUUAAUGAAUUUAACAAGGAUGAGACAGUUCAGAUGGACAAAUUAUGUUGUGCCCAUUCAUAAGGAAUAUAAAUUAAAGAUAACAUGGGGAGAUCAAGAUAUUAUAAAUAUAAUAUUCCAUUAUUAUCCAGAAAAGCUUUAUGUUUAUCCAUGUAGAUUUAAUUACAGACCUGAUCAUUGCAUGUAUAUGUCAGUCUGUACCGAAGCAGAGAAACAUGGUGCUUUAGUAUUGCAUGGAUCUCGAGGUAUGUUUCAUUCGCAGAAACAACCACCAUUUAAAGCUGUAUAUAGAUCCAUGCAAGAGUAUCAAUUGAAUACAGAUCCAUAUGAUUAUUUAUUUGUACCAAUGAAAAAUUAUUUGACAUUGGAAGAUAAGUCUAAUUGCGGCAAAGUAUGGAAGGCAUUUCUUAUACAACCUGAAUUACAUUUAAACAAAAAUGUUUAAAGUUACAUAGUAAUAAUGGAAUUUGUAUAUAUAGGUACUUCAUCCUAUGUAACCAAAAUAUAACUGAAAUUUUGAGAUACUCUUUUUAACAA